This is a messenger RNA of Anopheles marshallii, 1272 nucleotides long. RefSeq lists its product as uncharacterized. NCBI's taxonomy places the organism in Eukaryota, Metazoa, Arthropoda, Insecta, Diptera, Culicidae. The coding region runs from base 1 to 1272 and encodes 423 amino acids. The transcript has 3 exons. The record is from RefSeq and is a predicted model, not a curated record.
AUGGAUACGCCAAGGGCUGCUGUGAAGUUGAGCGAUAUUUCGGCGAAGUUUACCGAGGAAACGCUCGACGAGAUCGUGCGCAGUGCGGGUGGUAAGCGUUGCAUCAGCUGGAAGAUUCCGGAAACUAACUUCACCAAGGGAGACGCUUAUCUGAGCGAACUGUACCGCAUCCAGCUAACCGGCGAACCGAACGAACCGGACCAGGAACCGAUGGUGGUGAAUGUGGUAGUGAAGACGAUCCCGAAGAACGUUGGGCGUCGCAAUACGUUCCGGUCGGCGGAUUUCUUUCGCAACGAGGUUAACUUCUACAAUGUCGUGCUGAAGGAGUUGUACCGCUUUCAGGAUGCGCGCAAACCGAAGAAUCCGUUCAAGGACGUCGAUAGGUGUUUUGUGGCGUACUCGGACGGUGUGAAUGAUUUCGUAGCAAUGGACGACCUUGGUCAGUACGGGUACAAGACGGCUUCCAGAGCCAAAGGUGUCGGACUGGAGGAGUGUCAGCGUUGCAUGCGUUCUCUCGGCCGCUUCCAUGCCCUGUCGCUUGCGAUGAAGGAACAGGAGCCGGACCGCUUUCACGAGAUCGCACAUGAGUUCGUCGAGGAAACGUACUAUGAUGCACGGCUAAAGUCGUGGUACAACAACUUCCUGCAGGUGCAGCUCGAUAUCGCGCGCGAUGCAAUGGCUCGCGAAUAUCCGGGCACGGAGCUGGAGCGCAAGAUGGCGAAAUUUUUCGACUGCGAUAUGUACGACCAUAUGGUUUAUCUGACGCACGCACGCAACCAGAACUCGGUCAUCAAUCAUGGCGAUUGCUGGAUGCCGAACUUCAUGUUUCACGACAGUUCGCCGGCGAUGCGUAUGAUCGAUUUUCAGCUGGCCCGCUACAGUUCGCCCGUGCUGGACAUUUCCUUCUUUGUGUACUCCUGCACGAGCCAAGCGUUGCGUGAGGCACACUAUCAGGAUUUGCUGGAUGCUUACUAUGGGGGGUUGGCGGAGAUGUUGCGCGAUCUCGGCUCAGAUCCGGAUGUCGUAUUCCCGUACACGGAGCUAGAGAAGGAGCUUAAACAGUAUGCCCGGUUCGGGUGCGGUAUGGGCAUCGAGUCGAUACCGUUCUCGCUUCUGGACGAGUCGGAGGUGCCAGAUCUGGAUAAGAUCACGGGCGACGCAUCGAUUCCGAUCGAAACGAUCUGGAUCUUGCGCCCGAUCGCGACCCAAGCUGGAAGGCUUCGCCUAACUGAUAUGUUCCGUCACGCCACCGACAUGGGCUAUUUGGAGUGA